This is a messenger RNA of Drosophila elegans, 3170 nucleotides long. It is a transcript of the gene Agpat1, whose product is annotated as 1-acyl-sn-glycerol-3-phosphate acyltransferase alpha. Gene Ontology annotation, cellular component: membrane; endoplasmic reticulum. Gene Ontology annotation, biological process: phosphatidic acid biosynthetic process. The coding region runs from base 468 to 1460 and encodes 330 amino acids. Lineage: Eukaryota; Metazoa; Arthropoda; Insecta; Diptera; Drosophilidae. The record is from RefSeq and is a predicted model, not a curated record. Gene Ontology annotation, molecular function: 1-acylglycerol-3-phosphate O-acyltransferase activity. The transcript has 4 exons.
CAGAAAGUCGCGCGAACGCCGGUAACGGAUAUUCUCGCAAAAACGCAACGUUUUCGCGUCUCCGUUGACGUCGGCGUUGUGUCGUCGCCGCAACAACACCAACAGCAACAUAAAAUAAAAAAGUAGUCCCUUUUAUUAAAAUCUAAAAAAAAAAAUAAAAAAAAAACAACGAAAACGAAAACCAGCCAACUAAAACACCAACAAAAAAACACAACCACACACAACUCUCACCUAAAAGACUGCAAUCUGCCUUAACCCGAGGAGUCAGAGAACUUGGAAAAUAUAGAGAUAUACAGGGAAGGACAACGAGCGGAGAGAGAGAGAGAGAGAGAGAGAGAGAGAGAGAGUGAAAGGGGUAGGAAAGUCGGCAGAGUGAUACCAGCACGAUCCGGAUCUAAAUCGAAAACAGUAAUUGAAUCGUACAAUCGUACACAAUCAAAGAUCAGCAUAUCGCAAUCGGGAUCACAAUGAGUUCGUUUCUCGAGCUGCUGGGACUUUUCCUGCUGCUGAUGCUGCCUUUUCUCUACGAGACCAAUCACAUAUUCCGAUACUACUUUAAAUUUAUGAUGUACUACGGCAUCGUAUCCUUCAACUCGAUCGUUCUCAUCCCGGCCUUUCUAACGCGACCCUGUGAUGUCCGCAAUCUACUGUGGGCGAGCACCUGGUGUCACCGCGUUUCGACAUUAAUCGGACUGCGCUGGGAGCUGCGUGGCAAAGAGCAUUUGGCCAAGGAUCAGGCCUGCAUAAUUGUGGCCAACCACCAGAGUUCGCUGGAUGUACUGGGCAUGUUCGACAUCUGGCAUGUGAUGAACAAGUGCACGGUGGUGGCCAAACGGGAACUGUUCUACGCCUGGCCCUUUGGCUUGGCCGCCUGGCUGGCCGGUCUGAUCUUCAUCGAUCGAGUGCGCGGCGAGAAGGCGCGCGAAACGCUGAACGAUGUGAACCGGCGGAUCAAGAAGCAACGCAUCAAACUGUGGGUUUUCCCGGAGGGAACGCGUCGCAACACGGGCGAACUGCAUCCGUUCAAGAAGGGCGCCUUUCACAUGGCCAUCGACCAGCAGAUACCCAUCUUGCCGGUGGUCUUCUCCUCGUACUGUACAUUCCUCGACGACAAGAAGAAGAUCCUGAAUGCGGGUCGAAUUGUGAUCACCACCCUGCCACCGGUAAGCACCGAAGGUCUCACAAAGGACGACAUCGAUGUGCUGAUGGACCGGGUACGCUCCCAGAUGAGUGAAACCUUUAAGCAAACGUCCGCGGAGGCGCUGCAACGGUACAAGCCGGUGCUGAAGGGAGGCAUUACUGUUUCGGUAGCCUCCUCUGCCUCCACAUCGAACUCAUCUGGUCCGGAUGCCGCGGUGGCCGCCGCCGCUGCUGUGGCCAGCAGCAAUUCCGCUUACGGCCAGCCGACGGCUUCCGGAGCCGGUGCCGCCGCCAAGGCCAGUUUGCUCAAGACACUGUAGGCAAUGUAGUAAUUAAACACACACCACACACUCAUAUCCCAAAAAACAAAAAAAAAAAAAAAAAAAAAAAAAAAAAAAAAAAAAGAACAAACCUUAUUGGGCGCCAUUAAGUUAACAAGUCAGUGGCAGUGGCAGCCUUGUAAUAUAUGCAACCGCUGCACCGUAUACAACCCGAUUUAUAGGCCUAUUUGGGAUUUCAAUAUAAAAUCUAUAGUUUUGGCAAUUUUCUUGCACCUACAGUAUUUUAUGUUGUUUUAGCUAAUGAAGUUCAAAUUUAGUCAAUUUUUUUUUUUUUUAAGUCUUAUGUUUAUUUCUAAAUUGUAAAUUAAUACCUACAUUUUUAGCAAUCAGUAAGCUAUUUUUUUUACUUUACAUGUGGUAUUAUAAUUGUUGAUCAAUAUGUUUAAAAUUUUCAUUUAAAGUUUAAGUGAUUCAGAUAGAAAAAGUUUAUUUAAAUCUGGAAAAGUAAAACCUGAAAAAUGUCUUGCUUACUUUUUUUAUAGAUCCCCACUGAAAGUAGAUAAAACAUAGCUUUCUAAACCAUUUUUGUUUUUACAACAGUAGUUAUCUAUGACCAUUUAACUUCAUCUAACGGUAAGAUAUUUAAAGCCCAAAUAGGCCUAUUAUUAAAAAGUUCUUUACAUUUCAGUAAUUUAACACACUCUUUUCAGCUUUAUUCAGCUUGCUUUAUCGAAACACUUUGCAAUUUAACAUUAAUAACUCAUUUCUGCCUGUAAUUGAGCAUCAUUUUGUAGAUUUCAGCACUUGAAUAACAGUUUGUUUUUCAUCUAAGUAAUUAAGAAAAGUGUAUUUUAACAGCUAACGUCAUAUCUUUGGCUUGAAUCAAGAAGCAACUGACAUCCAAAUAGUUUGACUAAUUCAGGCACCAAAAUGAGUAUUACGAACAGCAACAAUCAAAUUGCGACCCUCGACUGUCAAACUUUAACGUCUUCUUAGGCAACACAUACCAAAAACACUGAACAAAUACAAAAAAAAAAAAAACCAAAAAAACUAUAAAACUAACUAACCUACACUUUGCAACAGGACUCGAAGUGAUUUGAUUAUACCAAAUGAUAUAAAAUCUGAAUUGGUCUCUACAAAGUAUAGCUGCAAGUGUAAUAAAUCUUUGGUAUAAUUCUAUUAGUUUAGAGCAUUAGAUCCCUUUCGAUCUGUCCUUCCUGUUGCCGCGUGUAAUUGUUAGAUAAUUAAACCAAAUACCUAAUUAUACAAAAUAAAAAAAAUAAUAUUAUCUAAACAUAAACUGUGGAUGACAAACAUUGCAAAAUGACAUUACAUGUGGAGGCCGAAAUCUGGUUGUUUUUUACAAUCGACCAACUUGCAUGCAGUUUACCGCGUUAUUUUAAAACCAUACGUAUUUUAUUUACUAGACAUUCCCUAACUAGGUUAGGGCACCCAUUUAAAGCAAAUCCUUUCCUCUUGGAAUUAAAUCAAGUUCGGAUUCGAUUUGUUUACUUUGUAUUUUGUAACACCUCAUGGCAUCUAAGGAAUUUAAGGGAUCUUAAAACUAACACCUAUUUAUGUAUUGUAUUCAAACAUAUUGUGAAUUGUAUACCAUCUGUUUGGUAAAGUGUUAACUUAACUUUGUAAAUACGAUGCGGUUUAAUUUAAAGACAAAUCAAAAGCGAUAAGAGGACGAAAACGAAGGAAACUACUAAAUACAAGUAUAAUAAAUAUUUUUUUUCAAAUAUA